UCAACGUCCUGUCGUUGUUUGUUGAUGUUUACUGGGUUUAUGAAUUAAAAAUUAAGUCUUCUAUUAAAUAUAUAAAAAUGGUGAUAUUAUUAUAACUAAUUUUAAACUUGCAAUUCCCAUGCACGAUUUGUAAAUAUAUAAUUGUAAAAAUUCUUAGCUUUAAGGCUUUGUUAAACAGUUUAAAAAAUGUCUAAGACUUUUAUUUGGCCUGUUUAUGGUACUAGACCACCUUGUUACAUACGCCAAAGGCUAGUGGAGAGAAGAAAAUUAGCAAUGGAGCUCAGAUUGGAGCACAAUAGGAAGCCAGACAAGCCUGACGAUUUUAUAACAUAUGAAGAUAGUGAUAGUGAUGAUGAACCUAUUUCAGUACAAAAUGGGAUCUUAAACACCUCAUACAAUUUUGUAGAUUAUGUAAGGACUAGAGAAAUAGGUACUAAUUAUAAAAGUGCAUCUUCAGUAGUUAGUGAUUAUGGCAGUAGACAUAUUUUAACCCAUGAAAUGUUCAGGGAAACUCCUAUUAGUUUAGGAAACAUGAACAAAGUCUUUUGUUCACAGUGGCUCAGUGAAAGACAAGUUGUGUUUGGUACAAAAUGCAAUAAGCUGAUGGUUUAUGAUGUUGCUACACACAAACUUGAUCAAAUUCCUUCUCUCAUAAGUAGAAGAGAUCCAUUAGGCAAUGAGCCACAACAAUGUGGCAUUCAUUCAGUUCAAAUAAAUCCAUCUCGGACCUUAUUGGCAACUGGUGCCAGAAAUACUUGUGAUAUUGCAGUGUACAGGCUUCCAACCCUUGAUCCAGUGUGUGUAGGGGAAAAUGCUCACAGAGAUUGGGUAUUUGACAUGUGCUGGCUUGAUGAUGAGUUCCUGGUUUCUGGAUCUCGAGACAGCAAAAUGGCCUUAUGGCGUAUAACACCGGACAUGUUCGAGAGAAAACAAGAAGUGCCAGUACAUCAACAUAUCUCUGCCAUGUCAGUAAAAGACUGUUUUAAUUCCCAGAGGGUUCGUUCGAUUACCUUCAACAAAUCCUAUAGGGAAAUUGCGGCGUUGUCCCUGAAUGGCUUUAUACACAUCUGGAGUGCGGAAACUUUCAAGCAAAAGUUCAGCAAAAAACUGCCUUCAUCACAGGAAAAUGUUUGCUUGGCCGUACAAGAUUCCGGACUAUACGCCAUCGGUUGUCGUUCCUAUACACUGCUCUUGGAUUGUCGGACACUACAGGCUGUCAAAAAGGUCUCUUCGAGGUACUCGGGUUGCGGAAUUCGUUCGGCUAGCUUCCAGGGUGACGUCCUAACCGUUGGAACCGGAUUAGGAAUGUUGAUGUUCUAUGAUCUCAAAGCGGGCAAAUAUCUAGAAUCGAGCAUCAAUUCAUCGCGAACUGUUGUACUGAAGGCGAGCAAGGGAUUCGUGUUUCCUGAUGAGGAAUACCAGGAUAACAUCGCAAAUGUGAAAUAUGUGCCAGCUAUUUACACGCACUGCUACGACACGAGUGGUACGCGUCUCUUUACGGCGGGCGGGCCUCUACCCUCACAAUUGACUGGCAACUACGCGGGCCUUUGGCAAUAGAUGAAGACAAAUUUAAGAUACUACUUUUUUAGGGUACAACGGGUUCGUGUAUGUUUUAUUGUUUAUAAUUGAAUUGUGAAUUUAAUUUUGUUCAAGAAUUUUAAUUUUUUCACAAUGUUUUCUGUUUUAAUUAUGAGUGAUAAUUUAUAAGUCUAGAUUUUUUGCUUAUAAAAACUGUUUAUAGUAAAGUAGCAUAUUCUUGUAAGAAUGUUAUGAUUCACACUUAUUGUCUUAAAAAUAAAAUUUUAUUUUCAUGUUAAAGAUUUGUUCAGAUUUAGUUAGUAUGUUAGGUUUAAGUUUAUAUACACAGCAAAUUUAUAACUUAACCUACCUUGAUCUCGAAUUAUUAAUCUUGUAUAGAGUAACUUUAGAUAAACCUCAUCAUUUUUAAUUAAGAAUUGUGCUAUUAUAAAAGUCGUUACUUUUUACGUACCCUGAGCGACGCAAUUUAUCUAUUCACAUAUUUGAUUAUAAACAAUAAAAUUUAUCUUCAUGACCUGCUAGUCAUUAAAAUGUACUUUACAGGAAAUCAUAAUUUGAAGUCAACGAACACCGAUUAAACAACAUUCAAAAACCUAGUAAACAAAAAUGAUUUCCUGUAUUUUGUUUUAAUUUGAAUUAUGCGUGCAACAUGAUUAGUAUAUUUAUUUUAAAAUUUUAGUCAUGACGUUUCAGUCAUGCUACAUCACCAUAUAUAUAUAUAUAGGUAUUAACGUGUAAUUAUUUAAUAUUUUUACAUAUUAUUUAAUUAACCUUUUGACGAGAAGCAUUUGAAUUAAAAAAAAAAUAAUGCACUUUUGUUAAUGUGUACUCAGGAAGUUAGUUCUGUUGUGUUAUUAUGCAUUGAUAUUGAUUUUUUAGGACAAGUAUUCAAGCUUACUAUUUUUUGUAAGUGUUUGUUGAAUCAAAUUACCCUAAUAUAGGAUAAUACGAUUGAUAAGUAUGUGAAAUUUUUGGUAAUUAUUUAUUUAUUCAUAUAUAUUAUGUUACAUUUAGAUUUUAUAACACUGAACGUUAUGUGCAAUUAUAAUGAUGAAGAUAAUUGAAUUAUUGACGUAGAGAACUGAUAUUCUCUUAAAUUAUUUUGGUCGUACUGUGUUAAUAUACGCGAUCUUAAAAAUAUCCAUAAAAUUAGUAUUUAAUAAAUAAUUCAAAAGUUACGUGAGGAACAAAAUUCGAUUAUUUGUCGAAUAUAUAAUGAAGAUAUUCCCAAUUUUCAAAAACUUAAAUAAACGUAUCUUUAAUUCAAGUUAUCUCAUCACCACCACUGGUAUUUACCAGAGAUGUCUGUAACAUGUGAACAUUGUGAAAAAUGUCAUAAAACCGAGAUUUGAUGUUUUUUGUGGCAUAUUAGUUCUGGUUUGUCACAGUCAAUAAUUUAAAUUUUAAUCUUGCUAAUGAAUACAAUUGUUUGCAUGUCUUAUCAUUUUACAGCCACAUCUCUAUUGAUUACUGGUAAAUUAUUCUUUACUUUAUACAUUGUAAAAAGAUAUUUGAGAUCGUAUGUGUGAAAAUAAAGGUGGUAGUGAAGUUUA
Molecule: messenger RNA, 3092 nt
Organism: Aethina tumida (small hive beetle)
Lineage: Eukaryota; Metazoa; Arthropoda; Insecta; Coleoptera; Nitidulidae
Gene: DCAF12
Product: DDB1- and CUL4-associated factor 12 homolog
Exons: 6
Coding region: 187-1557 (456 amino acids)
Cellular component (GO): Cul4-RING E3 ubiquitin ligase complex
Molecular function (GO): protein binding
Source: RefSeq, a predicted model, not a curated record